UGACCUGUAAGCUGUAGUUUUUUAUACCCGGGUACAAUAUUCGAGUGCGGACGUAGAACCACAUAAAAGUGCGUAGAACUGUGAUUGUUCUGCUGCCGUAGCAGUAAAAUCCUGCUGUAGAUGGCAGACGAUGGUUUACUGGGUGGGGGAAUCAUGGGAUGCUUGUAUAUUUUGUGCAAAGUGCGAGACUGUACAAUUUGGUACAAUUUCAAACCGUUCGAGUUCAAACUGCAACUGACUGCAACAACUGCAAAGGCAUCACAACGGUCGUACCAGAGAGAAUUUAAGAUGUCCGAAGAUACAGUCAAAGUCGCAGUACGUAUUCGUCCAUUAGUUAAAACCGAAAUAGAAAGAGGAUGUCGACCAUGCCUGGAUGUUGUUCCUGGAGAGCAACAGAUAGUUGUACGAAACGCAGACAAGUCGUUUACCUUUAAUUACGUUUUUCCUUCUGAUAUUGGACAGGAAGAUUUUUAUAAUACAGCUGUAAAAAGUAUGGUGCAGAAUAUUUUUAAAGGAUAUAAUGUAACAAUAUUAGCAUAUGGUCAAACAGGUAGUGGUAAAACUCAUUCAAUGGGUACAAAUUACGUACAAGGUGAUGAUUCAGGCAUUAUACCACGGGCAGUGAAUGAUAUAUUUGAAACAAUAGCACAAAAGCCAGAUUGGAGCUUUCAAACCACAGUGUCGUUCAUGGAACUGUAUCAAGAACAAUUAUACGAUCUAUUAGCUGACAAGCAUCGUGGUCAGUGUAUCGUGGAUAUCAAAGAUGACGGCAAACAGGUGAAAGUCAUCGGCGUUUGCGAAAAGAAAGUUACAAACCCAUCUGAAGCUUUACAUUGCUUGAUGCAAGGUUCCUUAGGCCGGGCUACAGGUGCAACGGCAAUGAAUGCACAAAGUAGCCGAAGUCACGCAAUUUUCACCUUGUGCAUAUACCAACAAAAAAAAGAUGAUCCGAGUACAGCGACUACGGCGAAAUUCCAUUUAGUAGAUUUAGCUGGAUCUGAGCGCAGCAAAAAGACGCAAGCAACAGGUGAAAGGUUUAAGGAGGGUGUCAACAUAAAUAAAGGUUUAUUAGCUUUAGGAAACGUUAUAUCUCAAUUGGGAGAUAAUGGUGGUUCCACGUCUUACGUGGGUUACAGAGACAGCAAACUCACCAGAUUGCUGCAAGACUCUCUUGGUGGAAACUCGGUCACACUGAUGAUCGCAUGCAUCAGUCCAGCGGAUUAUAAUCUGGACGAAACUUUGAGCACUCUGAGAUACGCCGAUAGAGCGCGUAAAAUAAAGAAUAAACCUGUGGUGAAUCAGAAUCCUCAGGUCGCAGAAAUAAAUAGACUGAACAAAUUGAUACAGGAACUGCAACUUGCUUUAGUGGAGCAAGAAAUUCGAAUUUCUUGUCCAGCCGAACAUCAAGAGCUUGAACAAAAAAAUCAAAUGCUGCGAAAUAAGAUAAGGGACUUAACAGAAAAGCUGAGUUCGAAUUUGAUCGAGGCUGUAAUAAUGCACGAAAGAGCAGAGCUAGCGGAGCAAGCUAGAGAAAAAAUUCAAGCAGACGUGAUGAUAAUAGCAAACGAAUGUAAACAACUUUUAGACGAAGUCGACAAAGACUUCAAAGAACACGAUUUCCGCAUGCAUUUAGAAACCCUGUAUUCGAAGAUUCUCGAUAUUCAAAAGGAUCAGAAGAAAACGUCGGAAGAAUUAACGCGUUAUGAGACAUCAUCUUUCCAAGCAAAUGUAUUUACGAACAAGACGGAAGAAUUGGAAAAUUUGUGUCUAGAUGAAGCAAAUUCUUCCGACAGUCUAUUGGACAUCGACGAGAAGCAGGAAGAACAUACGUUGCUUCAAGUGAAGCGAAACAACGAAGUGCAGAAUAUUAAUAAAGAACUCGCAAUUAAGGAAAGUCUGAUAGCUGAGCUCUUAAAAAGCUCGCAGCCAAUGAUCGAUCAUUCCAAAGAUAUACAGGAAAUGGAACAAGAGAUAAGAUCUCUUCAAACUGAACGGGACGAGCUCAUGCAAGCGUUACAGAGUAUUCAAGCGAAUAACGUUAGCUCGAAGAUAGCAGAAGCGAGGCGCAAGAAGGUGCAAGAAUUAGAAAAGAAGAUGUCCGAAUUGAGGCGGAAGAUCGUAGAACAAGACAAAAUAGUUAAAAUAAAAGAAAAGCAAGAUCAGCAAGUGAAGAACCUAACGAGAGAAAUGCAGAUGUUGAAACAAACAAGGGUGAAAUUAAUUAAGCAAAUGCGUGUAGAGUCUGAUAAAUUUGCGAAAUGGAAACAGGCUAAGGAGAAGGAACUGAACAAAUGGAAAGAUCAGCAUAGGAAGCAAGUGAACGAAAAUACACGUUUAAAAAUGUGGCAUAGUAAACAGGAAACUGUCUUAAAACGGAAAAUGGAAGCAGCUUUUGCUGUUAACAAAAGAUUGAAAGAAGCUCUUGAUCUGCAGAAGAGGGCAGAAAAGUGGAGGAGAGAAAAGGUGAAUAAUAAAUCUGAUAAAAUACACAGUUGGAUCAAUCAGGAGUUACAAAUAUUAGUGAGCACCGUCGACGCUGAGUAUUCCCUUGAUAAAUUAAUGCAAGAUAGAGCUAUGCUGGUCGAUAUGUUGAAUAAAAUUCAAAAUAGUAGCGACGCGGACGAAGACGAAAUUAACAAGUGUACUGAGUUUCUGGAGUUGCGUAAUUCACAAAUUAGUGAUCUUCAGCAGAAGAUAAUCGAAUCUGAUCAAGGUAAUCUUCUUAACACAUGUUACUCGCCAUACUCGCCUUGCACAUACAUAAUGAAUAAUGUUUCUUGUUUCUUAGAAAACAGGGAACGUACGAGAUGGCAAAAUAUACAGACACUAGAAGAAGCAAGAGCUGCUCUUAAAGUAUUAUUCAAGCAUACGGCAGAAGAUAGAAGAAACCAAUGUAUAAAAGAGAAUCAGUACACGGAGCUCGUGGAUAAGUACGAACUACUGAAAGCACAAUUCGAUGAAUAUCGUGCUAAAGAAAAAGAAAAGCGCAUGUCCAGACAAUUAAAUAGAACAGUAUGCAUCAGUGAAAAUGAGGAUGAGAUUAUAAAAUUGAAAGAAGAAUUAGAAUACUUUAAACAAAAGUGUCAAUCACAGGAACAAACAAUUUUUCUUAAACCGAACAAGAAGACUAAGGAAAACAAAGAGAACGUGAAUCCCGAAGUUCUUAGAGAGGAGAUAGAGAUAGAGAAUUUUGAUAAAGAUGAUACAAUUGAUGAUGAAAGUAUAAUUGAAGAUGAUCCUGAAAAGGACCCAGAUUGGAGGGGUACACCACUCUAUAAUCGCAUUUCCAGGCUUUUGUCAAGCACUAAGAAUACUACGCAUGAUCGAAUGUCAGUGAAACGAACAUCUGGUGGAGAUGUAAAAUGUUCUUGCAAAACGAAAUGUGUUACGCGCGUAUGCUCGUGUCGUAAAAAUGAUGCCUAUUGCAGUGGUAAAUGUAAUUGCAAUUCGGACCAGUGUCAGAAUAAGCUUGCGAAACACUUGUUUGAUGAAUGUGAGAUGAAGAAGGUCGAAGACGAGGAAAUAAGCGAGACCUCCAGUAAGAAAUUGAAGCAAAGUGAUAAUCAGAUUUUAUUGAUUAAUAAUUAGAUCGUUUUUAUGAUGUAACAAUUUUAACAUAAUUCACUGUACAAAUGGAAUUAGCAAUAUUUACAGAAUGACUUGGAAGAGGAAGUGAGCGAUACCUCUAAUAAGAAGUUGAAUUACAGUGAUAAUUAGCACAAUGUCUGUACAAAUUACAAACAACUUUACCAAUUUUUUUAACAUAAUUAACGAUCCAACUUAUUAUAUCCAAAUAAAAUUAGCAAUAUUUAAAUACAA
Ceratina calcarata is the source of this 3819-nucleotide messenger RNA. RefSeq names its product kinesin-like protein 3A (gene Klp3A). Gene Ontology annotation, molecular function: microtubule binding; ATP binding; microtubule motor activity. Gene Ontology annotation, cellular component: microtubule associated complex. Lineage: Eukaryota; Metazoa; Arthropoda; Insecta; Hymenoptera; Apidae. Gene Ontology annotation, biological process: spindle elongation; microtubule-based movement; mitotic spindle organization. The record is from RefSeq and is a predicted model, not a curated record. Bases 121 to 3588 code for a protein of 1155 amino acids. The transcript is spliced from 9 exons.